Daucus carota subsp. sativus is the source of this 2065-nucleotide messenger RNA. RefSeq names its product pumilio homolog 12. NCBI's taxonomy places the organism in Eukaryota, Viridiplantae, Streptophyta, Magnoliopsida, Apiales, Apiaceae. Gene Ontology annotation, biological process: post-transcriptional regulation of gene expression. Gene Ontology annotation, cellular component: cytoplasm. Gene Ontology annotation, molecular function: mRNA binding. The transcript is spliced from 5 exons. The coding region runs from base 138 to 1805 and encodes 555 amino acids. The record is from RefSeq and is a predicted model, not a curated record.
AUCUCUUAAUUUAUUCCCUUAAAUUUCUCCUCGUAUAUUAAUACGACUAAAAAAGUAACUGAUCAAUCUCUUAAACCCAAAGGCCAAAACCCUAGCGUCCCUUCUCUCUGUAUUACAGAGCUUCUCCUCUGUUUAACAUGGAGCCUAAUAACAAUAAUAACAACAUUAACAACCGUUUUCUUGGUUUUGUUAAUCCCAAUGAACCAGACAACAACAUGUAUCCUAUGAGUGUUCCGCUUGCCUUGCCUGAAAGCUUGUUGGAUGAUUUUACUCGUAUGAAUCUGAAUCUUUCUCCCUAUCCUCCUCACCAAUCCCAAGACAACCAUGUCCACGUUGGCACCGGAUCUUUUCCUGGAAUCAACGCCAACAAUAACUUCCGUCAUCAUGUUCUUGAGUCCCCUCGUGUGGUUCUUGAUUCUCCGACAGACGUCGAAAGGAUGAGGCUCGAGGCAGCUGUCAGAGCACAGGCUCAGAUGAGGCACUUGUUGUAUUUACAGAACAACAAUAUUAAUAUGAAUGUUGUGAAUAAUUCGAGGUUUAUGUAUAAUGGUCAUGUCCCGAAUGCUAUGACAAACGGAUUUGAGGCUCCUGUGGUGAGGAUGAACCGGAACAAUGAUUAUGCUGGUUUUCUUGCUGCGAAUAACAAUGUAAUUAUGCGUGACAAUGGGAGGUAUAAUGUCGAUGAUCCGUUCAUGUUUAAUUAUCUGAUGAACAAUGGUGAUGGUAUUGUUAGUACUAACAAUGUUGUUAGCACUAAUAAUAAUUUUCGGGGUAAUAGGCCUUUGACUCUGCAGCGUGAACAGAUGUUGAGGUUUACGAGUAUGGAAGAAGUGAGGGGGAGUGUGUAUAAAUUGACGAAGGAUCAGGCGGGGUGUAAGUUCUUGGGGGAGAAGAUUCAGAAGGGGAAGCCAGAGGAUGUUGAGAUGAUUUUUGCGGAGAUUAAAGAUCAUGUGCGUGCUUUGAUGGUGGAUCAGAUUGGGAACUAUGUUAUUCAGAAGCUUUUCGAGUUUUGUAAUCAGGAGCAGAUGAAUAAGAUGCUUAUGUCUGUGAUUAGUGAUAGUCGCAGCCUGCUGUCUAUGUGCCUUGAUACUCAUGGAACUCGAGCUGUGCAGAAAAUGGUGGAAAAUCUGAAAACCCCAAAUCAGAUGUCUUUGUUUGUUUCUGUUUUGAAGCAAAUCACUCUGCCAUUGAUCAAAAGUGUAAAUGGUCAUCAUGUGAUCCAGAAUUGUCUUACGUUCUUUACUGAUAAAGAACAUAUCAAGCCUAUAUUAGAAGUUGUAGCUGAACAUUGUAUUGAGAUUGCGAUGGAUAAGAGUGGCUGUUGUGCAUUGCAACAUUGUGUUGGAUAUGCUGAGGGAGUGUAUAAAAAGCGCCUCGCAGAUCAAAUAACAUCGAAUGCAUUAGUCCUCGCAGAACAUGCUUUUGGGAAUUAUGUUGUGCAAUUUAUACUGGGGCUGGGGCUUCCACAAUAUACGACAGACAUUCUCAGACAGCUUGAAGGGAAUUUUGUUUAUCUUGCGAUGAAUAAGUAUGGCAGCAAUGUGGUUGAGAAAUGUUUGAAGGAGUCCACUGAGGAUCAGAUUUCUGAGAUUAUCAGCGAGCUUGUUUAUAGUAAAGACUUCCUGAUGCUUCUUCAAGAUCAGUAUGGGAACUAUGUGGCUCAAUCUGCAUUGGAGUUUGCUAAGGACAAACAGAAGGUUAUUCUGGUACAUGCGAUUCAGGAGCAUUAUCCAUUCAUCCACAGCCAUCCUCAUGGAAAACGCGUGCUUUCACGAGUGAAAGCAUUGAGCAAGAACCAUGCAUAACCCCUCCUGGCUCCUGCAAUUGCAAUAUAUAUAUCUAUACUAAGGUAGUAUGAUCUGUUUUCUAGUAAUCAGAACCUGGCUUUGUGUUUGACCUUAGGAUUGAGCUGUCUGUUAGAUGUAGCUUUGGUGUUGUUAAAACUGUGAUGUAACGCUAAAAUCUGUGGUGUGUAGUUUGUAGUUGUUGGAUGGCAUCUUAUUGUGUUCAUUAGUAACAAUGUAUUUGCGGGAUGCUUAUUAUAAAAUAGAACUAUAUUAGUGUC